AGUAACUUAUCCUAGAACCAAGAGUAUCUGUUCACAAUUGGUUUCUGGGUUAGUCUUUGAAGGCUUUUAGGUAUAAUCGCCAAUGUGUAUAGAAAAACUUUACGGCAACAACAACUAUUAAAUUCUCAAAACUUGCAACGAUCUUGGGGUCUAAAAUAUUUUAAAUAUGUCAAAAGCGGAUAAAUUUAUGUAGAGCUAAAGCACAGAUGUCAAUUAACAGAAGAGUAGCAGAAAUCUCCUAAUUAAAAUUAAUGUCUCUCCUAUUGUUCGAGAACUUUGAGCUUUACCGCAUAAAAGCUUAUACUGAUAACAGACUACUGUUAAUAACAGUACAAGCUACAAUGCUAGCUGCUUGUGAAUUAUCUUUUUUUGAAGUGUAUGCAAACAUAGAUAUAUAUUCGUUGACUUAUCUGUUGAUUACAAAUAAUUUUCGAUUAGGCUCUAACCGUUGUAACAUUAGCCCGUUCUGAAAAGUCUGUUGCAGAUAAAAAUUUGAAUGCUCGUAUGUAGGAGUGUGUGUGUGGAAUUUGAAGCCAAAAGACUUAUGAUAAGAUAAUGAAAGGUAAUAAUCAAGCGAAAUCGAUUCAAUAAUGUAGUAAUGAUUCGGAAAAAAUAGUACAACAGCGAAUGUGGAAGUGAAAAGAACAUGGUUGAACGAAUUUUGCGAGGCUAAAGCAGUUUGUAGUACAUAAAAUAUAUAGAAAACACCAUGGUUCUAAAGUGUGAAGUUCAUCUGGAUAACCCAAAACGUAUUUAUGAACCCGGCGACAAGCUCACCGGCCAUGUGCUACUAACAAUGGAGGUGCGCCUGAUUAUCAAAGCGUUUGCCAUUAAAUAUACGGGGUUUGCAGAGGUGAAAUGGGAAAGAAUACUUCCACCGAAGAAAGUUAAGAAAAUAAAUCAACAAAAUGAGUCGGAGCAACCCUCAGACAUUGGACCUCCUAUUGAGCAGUGCAUUGAAGUUUACAACAAUCGAGAAGACUUUUUGUCCAAUGUAAAUUAUUUUGUCGGUUCCGAGGAAGCAACAGGCAGAAUCAUUGAACGUGGCACUUACACUUAUCCAUUUUGCGUUGCACUGCCGCAAAGCUGUCCAUCCAGUUUUGAAAGUGCCAACGGUCACAUACGCUAUAUGGUCGAAGUAUUCAUCGACCAUAAGAAUAAACGUGAGGUAUGGUAUACGCAGCAAUUGCAAGUGCUCAAGCCGCUCGAUCUCCGCCGAUACCCAGAAAUCGCCGAAAAGCCAGGUGAUGUGCUCGUCGAAGAGAAUAUGUCUUGGCAUUUCUUCAAACACCCCUUGAAAAUGUGUGUGAACUUACCGCAGUUUGGGUAUGUGCCCGGUGAAGAACUUUCAAUACACGUCUCAAUAGAGAAUUCCGAUAAGUUGCGUUUACACGAGUUAACCUAUGAGCUGCAACAAAUUUGUUGCGUAACCGCCGCGCAUGGUCACAAGAAAACUAAGACCAAAUACUUCCACAUCACUUUGGCUAAAGCUAUGCACAAGUUCUGCGGUCCACGGGAAAGAAACGAGCAACAUUUGCAAACCUUUUUCUGGCCACAAACUGUGCCGAAUACCGAUCCAGCCGAUUGUCAGUGCUUGCAAAUAGGUUACGAACUAAGUGUGCAGCUGAGCACGAGUAAUGCGAAACGUUCGCUGCAAGCAAAGAUACCGAUCGUGGUGGGCACCAUAUCCCUACGGGCGCCAGAAGAAGUGCGUCAACUUUCUGGCACAAAGCAAACGGCGGUUUCUGCAAUGCGUAGCAUGGAGAAUUUGCCAAUGAAAUGCAGUGAGUUCGAUAUGCCGCCAACAAGGGAACCUCAAGAUUGUUUUGCAGUGGCUACAGCACCUGAGCCGGAAUCUCCCAUACGAAGUGCUUGUGAAUUAAAUUUGCGCUCCAUGUCCUUCCGCGAAGCUGAACAUUUGCCGAAAACUAAAUUCAACGCAGAACCAAAAAAAUCCAAAUUCAAUAAGGAACAAACCGUUUUCCAACCAACAUAUCUCUACUAUGACUUAGAUAGUCUGCCCGCUGUGCAAAAUGCUGUCGCCGGUACGAGAACUACAGCAGCAACCACAGCAGAACUGCCAAGCGCUACCGAGGGGCCUCAAAAGAAUGCCAGCGAAGAUCAAACCCCUGAAAAUACCGCUUCUUCUACCAGAGGUUGUGCCAGAGCUAAAAAGAAAAGGAAGGAGCGUAAAAGUAUUUUAGAAGGAUCUUCAUAAACGAUUAUAUAACUCAUCUAAAUAAUAAUAUAUAAACACAUAAAAGUAUUUCCUUUAGCUUUAUACAUACAUAAGUAUUAAACAUUUAAAAUAA
Messenger RNA from Bactrocera neohumeralis, 2312 nucleotides. Its product is annotated as arrestin domain-containing protein 17. Gene Ontology annotation, cellular component: cytoplasm. The transcript has 4 exons. Gene Ontology annotation, biological process: protein transport. NCBI's taxonomy places the organism in Eukaryota, Metazoa, Arthropoda, Insecta, Diptera, Tephritidae. The coding region runs from base 710 to 2218 and encodes 502 amino acids. The record is from RefSeq and is a predicted model, not a curated record.